UCCUCCGCGGCCGCUCAGCGCGUCUCUCCUCCCGGCAGCUCUCCUCUCUCUCUCCUCCCAGAGACCCGGCCGACGCGCACUCUGUAGCGGGGAGGCGGACUGCGGAGCACCGUGACGCGGGCAGCGGGUCGACCAUGGCGGCCAAAGAGGACCUGUACAGCAAAAUACUCCCGCGGAGGCUCCGGCAGACCCGGCUGGGUUCUGUGAAGACGGGCUCCAGCCUGGACGUGCUGUUAUCCAUGGGCUUCCCGAGACCAAGGGCACUGAAGGCUCUGGUGUCGACAGGAGGUCGCAGCGUUCAGGCAGCAUGUGACUGGCUCUUCUCCCACGUAGACGACCCGUUCCUGGACGACCCUCUGCCCAGAGAGUUCGUGCUGUACCUGAGGCCCAGCGGACCUCUACAGAACCAGCUGUCUCACUUCUGGCAGCAGAGCCGGGUCACCUGUGGGAAGAACAAGGCCCACAACAUCUUCCCCCACAUCACCCUCUGCCAGUUCUUCAUGUGUGCAGACCACAAAGUGGAGGCCCUGACGGAGGCGCUCCACUCCUCCGUUGAUCAGUGGCGUGGUCGGUUCCCCUCCCCUCUCCCUCUGGAGCUCUACACCUCCUCUAACUUCAUCGGCCUCUUCGUGGAGGAGCAGGUGGCCGACGUCCUCAAGCUGUUUGCGGCCGACUUCGCCUCGGAGGCGGCCAGGAAGGCAGAGGUCCACGUGGAGCCUCACAAGAAGCAGCUCCACGUCACUCUGGCCUACAACUUCCCCACCUAUCACCUCCCGUCGCUGGAGAAACUGGCCAAGGGCAUCGAGGUCAAGCUGGGCUGUGAUUGGCUGGCGGUCCUCUUCUCCCGGGACAUUCGCUUUGCAAACCACGAGACCCUGAGGGUGAUGUACCCCUACACGCCUCAGAACGACGACGAGCUGGAGCUGGUUCCCGGAGACUUCGUCUUCAUGUCCCCGGUGGAUCAGAGCAGCAGCAGUGAGGGCUGGGUCUACGGGUCCUCGCUGGCCACGGGGCUGUCCGGUCUGCUGCCGGAGAACUACGUCAGCCUCGCAGACGAGUCCGAGACCUGGGUCUUCCACGGCUCCCAUUCCUUCUUCAGCUGUGGGCCCAGUGACAAGACCAGUAAGGACAGAGGGAUGUUUGACGGGCUGCUGGACGGCCGACGCACCGACAACACCAGUCCUGGAGACACACCCACCCUCAGUCUCAUCUGUCAUCCCAUGCAGCAGGUCCUGCGGAUCAGCGGCGGUCACUCUCGGCAGCCCAAGCGGACUCUUUUCGUCUGUCGUCACGGUGAGAGGAUGGACGUGGUCUUUGGUAAACACUGGCUCUCCCUCUGCUCCGACAGCAAAGGUCGAUACGUUCGCUCCAACCUGAACAUGCCUCCCAGUCUGCCGCUGUGGGGGGGGCAGAGGGACUACGACAUGGACGCUCCCAUCACUGUGUUCGGAUCCACUCAGGCUCGACUAGUGGGUGAGGCCCUGUUAGAGAGCAACACCACCAUCGACUUCGUGUACUGCUCUCCUGCUCUACGAUGUGUUCAGACGGCUCAGAACAUCCUGAAAGGUCUGCAGCAGGACGGAAAGCUGAAGGUGCGGGUGGAGCCGGGGCUCUUUGAGUGGACCAAGUGGGUUUCUGGGAACUCUCUGCCGGCGUGGAUCCCCCCCGCCGACCUGUCUGCAGCCAGCUUCAGUGUGGACACAACGUACAGACCUCUGAUCCCGGUCAGUAAGCUCUCGGUGUCGGAGCCCUAUGAGAGCUACAUGAGCCGGAGCUACCAGGUGACCAAAGACAUCCUGUCCGACUGCAGGAACACCGGAAACAACGUGCUGAUUGUAGCCCACGCGUCCUCCUUAGAGGCCUGCACACGCCAGCUGCAGGGCCGCGGUCCUCAGAGCGCCAAGGACUUCAUCCAAGUGGUCCGAAAGAUCCCGUACCUGGGCUUCUGCUCCUGUGAGGAGCAGGGAGUCGGGGUGUGGCAGCUGGUGGACCCUCCCAUCCUCCCCCUCACACACGGACCAAACCACUCCUUUGACUGGAGGGAGACUCUUCUGCAAGAAUGACAUCAGAUCUUAACCUGAGCAUACUGGGCUCAGACCAGUUUCCGACCAGUAAACCCCCAAAA
Molecule: messenger RNA, 2125 nt
Organism: Anoplopoma fimbria (sablefish)
Lineage: Eukaryota; Metazoa; Chordata; Actinopteri; Perciformes; Anoplopomatidae
Gene: ubash3bb
Product: ubiquitin associated and SH3 domain containing Bb
Molecular function (GO): protein binding
Source: RefSeq, a predicted model, not a curated record